GAGGAGGAAGGAUGGUAGGUACGGUACCGGAGGAGGAGGAGGAGGAGGAGGUGGAGGUGGAGGUACCGGAGGUGGCACUGGAACAGGCGGCGGUUCCGGCACGGGUGGAACCGGUGGUACCCCUGGUAGCCUCGCCACAACCUGGCACGGCAAGACCUACCCCCUGAAGAUCAACGUGGAGAACCAGAACGAGGGGCCGAUGUUUGACCCCAAGGUGAAGGCAAUCCCCAUCUCGGAGGAUGGCAAGUCGGUCAACAUCAACGAUGUCAUCACCACCUAUACUGCCGUCGAUCAAGACACAGGGCUGCCAGCCGAGAAUGUCAGGUAUGCGAAAGGGAAAGACCCUGAUAACUGGUUCACCAUCGACCCUGUUACCGCCGAGAUCAAGCUCAACAAGCUGCCAGACAGGGAGUCGCCAUUCCUGCAGAACGGCACCUACCUAGCAGAGGUGCUCUGUCUGACACAAGGUAUGUCCUAAUUGCACACACACACACACACACACACA
Molecule: messenger RNA, 505 nt
Organism: Engraulis encrasicolus (European anchovy)
Lineage: Eukaryota; Metazoa; Chordata; Actinopteri; Clupeiformes; Engraulidae
Product: desmoglein-2.1-like
Exons: 3
Biological process (GO): homophilic cell-cell adhesion
Cellular component (GO): membrane; desmosome
Molecular function (GO): calcium ion binding
Source: RefSeq, a predicted model, not a curated record